This is a messenger RNA of Solanum lycopersicum (tomato), 1571 nucleotides long. RefSeq names its product transcription factor MYB92. Lineage: Eukaryota; Viridiplantae; Streptophyta; Magnoliopsida; Solanales; Solanaceae. The record is from RefSeq and is a predicted model, not a curated record.
AGGAGUUGAAGGAGGCAGCUAAUAAUUAGCCAAAUUAUCAGAGAGAAUUAUAUUAUAAAGUAUUAAUUAAAGUGUUAAAAAAAGAGAGAAAAUGGGAAGAUCUCCUUGUUGUGAUGAGAAUGGUUUAAAGAAAGGUCCAUGGACUCCAGAAGAAGAUCAAAAACUCACCAAUCAUAUCAAUAAACAUGGACAUGGUAGUUGGAGAGCCCUCCCUAAACUUGCAGGUCUUAAUAGAUGUGGAAAGAGUUGCAGAUUAAGGUGGAGUAAUUAUCUGAGACCAGAUAUUAAAAGAGGAAAGUUUUCUCAAGAAGAGGAACAAACAAUUCUCAAUCUCCAUGCUGUCUUAGGAAACAAGUGGUCAGCAAUUGCAACUCAUCUACCGGGGCGAACUGACAAUGAAAUCAAGAAUUUUUGGAACACUCAUUUGAAGAAGAAGCUAAUACAAAUGGGAUAUGAUCCAAUGACUCAUAGACCUAGAACUGAUAUAUUUGAUAGCUUGCAACAUCUCAUAGCUUUGGUAAAUUUGAAGGAACUAAUUGAAAGUCACUCAUGGGAAGAACAAGCUAUGAGACUUCAUUACUUGCAAAAUCUUCUACAACAACCUCACAACAAUAUGAGUACUUUAAGUGGUAUCCAAAAUGUGGAAGCUUAUAAUCUUUUAAAUUCUUUAGGAGAUAGUCAAUUCUUAAGCACUAAUAAUAAUAAUUUGGGAAAUCAUAUAGUUCAACAAAUUCCUUCAAGUCUUGAUCAACCUAUAAUUCAAGAUUCAAUCUCUUUUUCCCAUUUGCCUGAAUUACACACCCCUAGUAGUUUCCAAACUUCUUUAAACAAAGAUAGGGUUCGAACUGAAGACACUGAGUUUAGGAUUAUGAGCCAAGGAGAAACUUCACCGGCUUCUCCAUGGCUCCCUUCUUUAUCUCCUCCACCGCCUCCUCAAGUCAUGAAUGAUCAGAGAAGUAAAGAAAAUUCAUCAGAAGUGGUGAUUUCGUCUGGCUUGUCAGGAGAGAGCAAAAAUUCGAAUCAUCUUUUUCUGCCAGAUAAUAAGCAGUCACUCAAUAAUAUUGAAGAAGCUCCACCUUCUAUUUGGUCCGACCUACUUGAAGACUCUUUUUUCCAAGACAUUGAUAAGUUUUAAAAACUAAUAGAUCCCUUGAAAUUUCAACUUAUUUUUCCAGAUAGCGAAUGAUCACUCAACAAGGAGUUUCACUUUUAUCUCUGGCUUGGCGUUCUACUUAGCAUGAAGAAUCAUUUUUCCAAGAUAUUGCAAAUUUUUAAAAGAUGUGUAAGUUGCUUGGAGUUUUAACUUUCACAAAACUUUUCUUUUUUCUUUCAUUUUUCUCUUCAAGUUUAAUUACUAAUUUGCCUUCAUUUUGUUUUCCUUAGAAAUAGUUAUUUACAUUUUCGACUAGUAUGGUGAAUCAAUGAAUAAAGCACAAGUUCAAAGAUUAGCAUAUAAACUUGUAAUUUUCAAUUACUUUGCCCUUCAUCAUUUUUUCCUUGUUCUUAUUUUCUUGCACAUUUAUAUUCAAUUGAAAGUAACAUUUUUGUCAUAUAUUCUUCCUAAGUUGAAU